AUGACACCUUCCCGAAUGCUACUUGUUAUCGCCCUCGGUUUCACGGUGGGCGUCGAGGCGGUCCUGCCCAAAAACGAUACGACACCGGGUGAGUGUACGAUGGUGGGUGCGCUAAACCCUCGCGAAUGCUGCCGUAGCUUCACGGAGCUGCACGACGCCAUCAUUGCGUGUAUGCCGAAACCGGACAGGGCCGGGACGACGUGCAUCGCCCAGUGCAUUCUACAAGGGUACAGUCUGAGACCGUGGGCCAGCAGCGUGCCGCUAUCGUUGUCCCGCAUCAUCACCUAUGGGCCGAAGUUGGCUGCCCACUUCGACGAGUGUAAGACGGACCUGAUGGACUUCCUCCAGGGUAACAUGUUCCAGGGAGACUUCCAGCGCGUCGUGUGCGAUGAGCGAGUGAAUCGGUUCUUCGUCUGCAUGGUCAAGAGUUGGUUCCAGGACUGUCUAGGGUUCGAUGAUACCAGUGAGAAAUGCAACGAGAUGAAGGAGAAAACCCAAUCGGGUAGCUGUAACAUUUCAACAUUCUUCGGAAUUUCCCGGGUCGAUUAG
Molecule: messenger RNA, 549 nt
Organism: Anopheles coustani
Lineage: Eukaryota; Metazoa; Arthropoda; Insecta; Diptera; Culicidae
Exons: 2
Coding region: 1-549 (182 amino acids)
Source: RefSeq, a predicted model, not a curated record